AUGCCCCUCCCAAAGUGUCGCCCAGGCUUCACGGACCACAUCUUCAAGACGGCUGCCGGUGUCCAGCUUCCUCUGCGCGUGUGGCCGCCAGCAAAACCCAAAGCCGCCUCCGCAGCCAACGGUCCUGAGCGCAAGGGGGCUCCUUGGCUCCUCUGGAUUCACGGCGGUGGGUAUACGUGCGGCAAGUGGUCUGCGCCGACGAGCUGGGUGUCCAGCGCCUUCGGGGACCGCGGGUAUGGUGUCGUGUCGGUCGGGUAUCGCCUGCAGCCCCAGGCCUCGAUGUUGGACAUGGUGCAGGACUGUGUCGACGCUGCCGCGUGGUGCCAUGACCACGUAUCGCCCCUCGGACUCAACCCCGACCGAUGGGCUGUGGGCGGCGCCAGUUCGGGAGCAACGCUAGCGGCCAUGGUCGCGCUCCGCGCGACACACAAGCCCCGCGCAUUCGUCAACGUCUAUGGCCUCACCGAUACCGAGCACUACCUCGACGACGAGGCGGUCCGUGCGCCUCCACCCGACGACUACGUCAUGUCCACCGACGACGAGCUGGCCGAGCUCGUGCAGGACUGGGAUGCCAGUAACGCAUCCGUCCAAAACCCAUGGGCUAGCGAGAUGCCGCCGACAGUGUCGCUCGAAGACGCGCGCGCCGCCUUUGGACUUGAAGACUGGGAGCCGACACGGGAACAGUUCGUCCGAUCAGACCUGUACUCAUACGUCGCCAAGAACCGCAACCUGAUGGAGAUUGUGUACCGGCGCAGCAAGUUUGGGACGGAUACUGCGUUCCGCGAACAUGUGCGGUCCCACUCGCCAUACCAAGUACUUCAGAAACGAGAGACGUUUUUGCCCACGUUCUUCAUGCACGGCACGGGCGACAAUAUUGUGCCGGUGGUGCAGAGUUGGAAGUUUGCCGAACGCCUGGUCGAGAUGGAUGUCGACAUUGCCGAGGUGUACGACGAGGGCAAGGGACACGUAUAUGACUUGGGGUUCGAGGAGGGAGAUGAGGGGUGGAAGAAGAAUGUUGAGCCUUGCAUGGCAUUCGUCGACCGUCAUCUAAAGUAG
Molecule: messenger RNA, 1056 nt
Organism: Cutaneotrichosporon cavernicola
Lineage: Eukaryota; Fungi; Basidiomycota; Tremellomycetes; Trichosporonales; Trichosporonaceae
Exons: 3
Coding region: 1-1056 (351 amino acids)
Biological process (GO): proteolysis
Molecular function (GO): lipase activity; serine-type peptidase activity
Source: RefSeq, a predicted model, not a curated record